AUGUUGAAAAUAUUAGCUGUUGUGUCUCUGAUGUUUAUUGUUAACACCUUGUGGGCUUCCAGUCUGUCGUGUAAUGCUUGUGGUAGAGAAUGCGCCUCUGCGUGCGGCACCAGACGCUUUAGGUCCUGCUGUUUCAACUACUUGAGGAAGAAGAGGGGGCCUGAGGCAGUUAAGUUCUACUCACCGGUUCAACAACUGGAGGAAAUUCGUUCUAUGUCAAAAUUUCCCUUACUCAUCGAGGAGAACAUACCCGUGUCCGAGGAGUGGCUGACCAACAUGCUGUCCAACAAUAGUCAUCGUUACAUACCUGAAGAUCUUUCCGAGAACCAUUACUAUGAUUCUUAA
This is a messenger RNA of Arctia plantaginis, 345 nucleotides long. The record is from the annotation of a GenBank genome assembly. Lineage: Eukaryota; Metazoa; Arthropoda; Insecta; Lepidoptera; Erebidae.